This is a messenger RNA of Porites evermanni, 14631 nucleotides long. The record is from the annotation of a GenBank genome assembly. NCBI's taxonomy places the organism in Eukaryota, Metazoa, Cnidaria, Anthozoa, Scleractinia, Poritidae.
UUGCCUUGUGGCUAUGAAGAAGACUUUGUCAAUCCUGUUGACGACGAUUUACAAUGUUCAAUUUGCCAAUCUGCGUUACGAAAUCCGGUUCUUACUAGAUGUGGUCACAGAUUUUGCAGAGGGUGCUUAGAGCGGCAUAUGUCAAAUAGGUAUGUAUUUGAUGAACUGAAUGUAAAAAAGUUAAAUAUAAGCUUUUUAUUAGACAAUAGAAUUCAGUGAUGUUCGCCGAAACAGAAAGCUGACCUAGAUUCCGUAUUAUUCGUUACUUACAAUUACUGAGAAAAUAACCGAUUUAACGGUGCUCCUUUGUUAAGACUGGCACUUUAUGAACUUGUACUAGUAGUUUCCAAUGGAAAGUGAAGUCCUGCGAGUACUGCAUGACAUUUUAAAUAAUUUGCAUCAGCAGCAGUUUAUUUCGAUUGUUGAUAUUUGACAUUAACUACACGACACGAAGGCGAUGGAUAAAAACUGAACUUUGAACCAAAAUAAGUGUGUAUAUCAAGCUACAGUGUAUAAAAGUCUGUGAGAAUAAAUCAGCGUAUUAUUUGUCUGAAACCUGUCCACGAUAAAGGUAAGAGCAUGCGAGCAUUGGAGUGAGUGAAAGACUAAAUUUCCAGUCGAGUUCAAAAGUAAGCUGUUCAUAAAGCUUCGCUAGCGAAUCAGAUCAUUUUCAAUCUUUGCUUCCGUCGUGUAUAAGACGUUUUAAUCCCAAGGGAAAACAAACCUUGUCACACUUCCUAGAAAACUCUUAAUAACUAAAGCAAUUUAUCAGUUAAAUAAAUACAACAGAGCCUGGCUGAAGACAAAUUUAGCCAAAACACCGACUUUAUUUACCGUAGAGUUCCAGGAAUUGCUUGAAAUAUUCCGGGAAACGUAUCGCUUCAAUUCACGUGAAUUUUUUACCUUCACUUGCAUUAAGGUUAAACAGGUUAUUGUCUCAGUAAUUGUAAAUAACGAAUAAUACGUUGUCUAGCUCAGCUUCCUGUUUCGGCGAACAUCACUAAAUUCUAUAUUGUCUAAUAAAAACAUAACAAAGCUUAUUGCUGCGAAGCCACUCGCAGCAGACUAAUUCGAUUCAGGUCGCGUACGUGACCAGCCUGGGUUAUCUGUGCCCGAAGCCACCUCCAUUGGAGAUUUUUGGAUGUAAAUAUUUAUGUAUGUGAACAGGUGUUUUUAUGUAUUAAUAACUUCACAGGAGUUCAGGCUUCAGGAGUAAUCAUCGAUCGUUUAUUGCGACAGUGCUGUUUCGUAUGGUUCCGAAAUUAUAGGACCACACUCAUCAGGAAACUUCAAGGAUUGACCGUUAAAAUUAAAGCCGGCAGUAAAAUUUGGGUGGUUGUUAUAGGGAUGCGUUAAGAGAUUGUAUCUAGGUAACAGAUGGAUUGUGUCUUAGUUACGUUACUCUAAAGUUCUGAAGUGCAUAUUUGUUUGUUUGUUUGUGGGUGCAUGAACUCGCCAGUUCGUUUCGCCUGUUUAGGCUACAAAGCUUUUUUUUACAAAUGAUGAUGAAUUUUUCAUAAAGACAAAGAUUACAUUGUUUGCUAAUGUUGCAAUGGGGUUUACAUUUUACAAUAACCUGUUUAACGGUGCUGCUUUGUUAAGACCGACUCUUUAUGAACGCAUGUAAGCCAACAGAAUUAGGGAAUUAAGAAAAACAAACGGCUUAGGAUGGAAACAUUUGUAACUAACGCGCCUAUGACCAUGGUUAGACCAUGGACGCUAGCAAACUCGUUAAAUCAUUCAUCUGUUUCAGGAAUGUUCCAAUUUAAACGGACAAGGGAAAUGUUGGGCAUUUUUUACAUAACACGAUGAAUUAUUUUCGAGACGGCAUGGAUAGACCAUUUUAGGGCAAUAUUUCCGUACAACCCCCUACAUUAAUUAUGCAUACACCUAUUGUUUAAAGAAAACAAGACAGAACAAUACUAAGCCUUUGGGAUUUGAGCUUUUGUUUAAGAAAUUUUUAAUUUGCUUUCUAAGUCUUUUUUUUUAAACCCCCUUAAUUUGGCGCAUUUUGCAGCAAAAUAGAAACUUUUCAGAAGAAAUUUCGAACAUUUUUUCUGUUCCUACGUCUAGUUAUAUAAUUAUAAGUCCGUUGCGGAAAAGUAAAACGAAAUAUUUUGUAGUGUGGGCAUUAAAUUCGCUAAACUAUCCUCGGAAUUGAAUACGCUAAACGAUAUGAUGAAAUAGAGACCUACCUUUUUAUCUGUAUUCGUCAGAGUUGUCUUUUUUUCCUAAACUAUUUUCUCGAAUUUCCGCCACCUCCUUCUACGUCUGACCUGUCUGUUUAAUUAGCCCUUUAUGCGUCGUUCAUAACGUCAUUAAGUUCGGCGAUAUGUAAGCUUUACUACGUUAAUGUUUCCAAAGAUAACUGCUCCGUAAUGCCUUCCCUGCCAGUAGGUUGAAUGGUUCUUUGGAUGUCCCAGUACGGGGCAAAACAUGCUUUACCCUACCAUCUAUUUCCGACGAAUGACGAAUUGUGAAGCCUGUGCGUGCUUGUCAUUGCGUGAAGAGAAAAAAAUAAAAAAAAUUGAAAUCCUCUUUUAUUAACGCAGUAAGUAUUCAUUACCAAUGUAUAUAUGCAAAACUCUCCGGAAUUGGUCUAAAAAUAAUGGGGAAGGGUGACCGGGGCCCCCCGGGCUCCUCCCCUGGAUCCGCCAGUGCAUCCAACAAUGUUGCGUCCGUUUGCACAGGGCUUUACGGACUCUCUUAAGGGCAUUAACCGUUUGUCUCGAGGGGGUCCGGAAUAACAGGAGUUGACUGUAUAUCAGGGGACGUUUUUAAACUCCAUUUUAUCACUAUGAAUACUGCGUCUUCUGCAAAAGUCGCAUAGGACAUCCGAAAUUCAACUUACUUUCUCUUUAAGACCAAAAUGAAAAGGCCAAAUUAAACUGCUGAAGUACAGCGUUUCUCAGUGCUUAAAAUUAUAGCUGAUAGGUGAAUAUCAGAAAAGUUCUCCAUCGUACUUACGUGCGAGUAUUAUGUUCCUGUAAUCUCAUAUUUUUAAAGAUUAAAUCCCAAGGUGGCUAAUCGAACGAAACCGAACCAAAAAUCAAUCGAACUCAACGAACCCAAUCGGUCCGAUUGUAGUUCGAUUGGUUCAAUAAUCGAACAUAAUUAAACUGGAACUUUUCGGUGAGUUCGAUUACCGAACUCAAUCGAACCAUUGGAACUCAAUCAAUCCGAUUAGUUCGAUUUUGUUUGGCAUAAAGACAAAACGCAUUCAUUUUCAAUUGAUCGGAAAGAUCUCCCUGUGUGGGUGUGUGAAGCAGUUUGAAAACAAAAAUAUUUCAAUUAACCCGGAAGUAACAAAAAUCUUUAUCGUUAAAGUGAUUCAAAAUCGAUAAAUUCACAAUUAAUACUGGGAAACAUGCAAGCACAGGCACCAGUUCACGUUGUAAAUGUCCAAGUUGGCCGCGACCGUCGUCAGUUACCUUCAGAGCUAGACCCCCAACUCCCCUUUUCUUUUUAAUAAUAAGCUUUUCACCGACACCGAGGGCGAAAGAGCACUCACACGGGUACGCAGAGAUGCCACAGAGGGCGGAAAACGUACUACGUUUUCUACAUCUUUGCGUACUCGUGUUUGAAAUUGACGCCAAUACAUAUUCUUUUGACGCAUGAUGAAAGAAGAUGAAAUUGGUUUUAUGUUCGAUUGUUGCAGUGUUCGAUUGGCAAAAGUUUUGGGUGAGUUCGAUUACAUUCGAUUACCGAACCUAAUGGAAGUCAAACGAACGGUUGGAGUUCGAUUGGGUUCGAUUACCGAAUGUUCGAUCGGUUACGCCGGGCCACACUAUUGAUCAGGGCCGGGUUGUUCGAAAGCCGGGUUAAAUUAACCUCGGCUUAGGCCUAACUGGAAGUUAAAUUUCUUAACCGCGGGUUUGUUAACUUGGGGUCAAAAUUGCGUUGUUCGAAGCGCGGUUAGAGGAGCGGUUAGUUAACCUCGGGUUUACCGCGACUAACUCUAGCAUCCCAUAAUACCUCUUGGUUUGUUUACGUCAAAAAAUGGCGUCGGUGGAGGAUCCCAGAAAAAUAAUUUCAACGCCUUAGAAAUUUUAAGCGAGAACAUGGAAGAAAACUUGCACGUUUCACAAAGUAAGUUGACAAACAGUGUGACAAACCGUAGGCAAAAAAUGAAUUGGACACCAUUAACAGUGGCGCAACGCUGUGGGAGUGAAAUUGGCGAAGUACGAGGGAAGUGGAAGAAUCUUAAUUUCUUGUGCAAAGUUUAUCGAAUUCACAAACUUUCGAAAAGAAACAAAAAGAACUUGAGGAGGAUUGACCUGCUUAGAAACCUGUAGCGAGUUCUUACUUCUUCGUUUGUAAAAUUUUUAAUUUUCAUCAUUUGUCUGAACUUUCUGUCGUUAAUAGUCAGUAAACAGUGACAACAAGGCGGCCAUAUUGUUUUGACAUUGCUUUUAUUAUCAUUUAACCCAAGGUUAGUUAUUUAACCUACCUAGCUAGCAGGGUUAAAUCUAACCCGCUGUUUAACCCGAGGUUUGAGCUAACCGGUGUUUGAACAUCACAAGAAACCUGCGAUUAAAAUGUAUCCUCGGGUUAAGCUUAUUUAACCUGAGGUUAGGAUUUAACUCGCUUUCGAACAACCGGGCCCAGGUUAUUUUUCCCAACCACUCACUCAUGUCGGGCUCCAGGUAGCUUUCUCAGACGCUGAAUACAUUUGUGUCGGUGUGCCUCAAUGAUCGAUCCUCGGACCUCUGUUAUUUGUGCUCCACAAAACGAUUUACUCACCGUUGCUCGCAAGUGUAGUAUGCUAAUGUAUGCUGAUGAAACUGUCUUAUUCUAUUCUGGAAACGUCUCCGCUACAACAGAGAAAAGUCUCAAUGAAGAUCUUGAUCUAAUUGGAUGGUGGCUCUAUAAUAACAGCUUUUUCUUAAACGCACUUAAGACUGAAGCUAUGUUGUUCGGAACUCAUGCUAGGCUUUCUGACGCAGCUUUUGCGAGUGUAACGUUUAAGGGCCAACCUAUUAAGCGUGGUUUUGAAUUCAAGUAUUUAGGAGUUGUAUUUGAUGAACAUAUUUCUUGGAAUUCUCAUGUUAAGUAUGUAUUAUCCCGAGGUGGUAAACGACUGGGAAUGCUAGGACGCAUUAGGGGGAAUCUUACAUCAGACUGUGCUAAUUCCAUUUACACAGCUUAUAUUCAUCCUAUCAUGGAUUAUUGUGACACCGUGUGGAACUGCUCUGGAGUUGGCAACAGUUCGUCACUAGAAAGGCUUCAAAGACGUGCCUCUAAAAUUGUUUCAAAAAUGAGCGACAGUGACAGAGCUUUGGAUUAUCUUAAGUGGCCAUCUCUGGUAAAUAGACCAGAGAGCCAUGUUAAUGAACUCGUCAAAAGAUGCAUGAAAGGGCCCUGCCCGAAAGUUUUUAAAACCUAUUUUACCUUUAACAGUUCUGUCCACAAUCGAAUUACGAGGGAAAUGAACGUGUUGCACUUGCCUAUGGAUAGAACUGAUUUAGUUAAAAACUCUUUUUAUUACAAUGGUUCUGUGAUUUUUAAUAGACUGAAUUUUUAAUAUUUUAAUAUUUUAUUCGUGUUUACUGUAACUGUAUAUAGUCCAUUUUUUUAAAGAUCAACUUUCAGUAUAAUUUAUUAAUUUUUAAGAGUAUUUUAGCAUAAUUGUAUAGUUUUUAUUAGUUUUAUCAUUUUGAUUUUUAUCAGGGCCCCAUAGCAGUGCCUAACGCGUCUGAAUGGGCUACCCUGAUAUGAAUAAAUAAAGGUCUCUCUCUCAUAAGAGGCGACCGUUCACUCACAGAUUGGCAUGUAUCGCGUCAUUUUAAUACUGACACAACAACCCUACAACCCUAAAUUAAACUUGUGAAUCUUGUACCAAUGGCCACUUAUACUUUCUAUGAAAAGAUGUAGAAGCUUCCCAACAGUUUUACACUGCACGGAGCUGUUUGAAGCACUCUCGGCCAUUUAAGUUUUCUUACCCAGAACUAAAGAUGUCAGGACAAGAUAUAUUGGUCACUUUUAUUUUAUUAGGCAACAACAACAACAACAACAAAGUGUUUGCAACUGCCCUGUUGACAGAGAGGAGCUCGUUUGUGAUAAGGUAAAUUAGUACACUAAAUACAGCUUUGUUUGUUUUUCAGUUAUACAUAUUGGCAUUUUUUACUUUUUUUUUCUUAUCCUUCUCUGUUUGUCUGAAAAUCCAAUGCUUUGCAAAUAAAAACUUUCAAAAAAACAAAAAACUUUCCAACUUGUGUCAACCGUGUUAACAGAGCACUAAAAGUCAAUCAGUCAAACUGUGUCGACCGUUGCAGAACAAAAAGUAGAGCACGUGUAUUUGGCGGAAUCCAAAAUAGACUGGAUUAUUUGUCUCAAAACUUUGCUUCGUUACCUCGAACGCAACGAAAAAUCCGUAAAUGGACUCUUGACAGCUUGACAAUAAUACUAGACUCUGGGUUCGCUUGUUUGUCUAUAAUGUUAUUUGACGCACAGAUAAUCGUCGUAAACGCCAUUAAGUAUAACCUGUCGAGUUUCAAGCAUCUACUGAUACCCAAGGUUAUAUUUCAACCAUUACUUGACGUUUGAGGAUAAACUACGUCGCCAUAAACAAAGUUUUGGAAAAAUUGCCACCACAGUUGUAUUAGAUAAAGAUGAAAAUCUUUUAUGAUCAGGGUUGCAAUGACAUCGGAGUUGUCAUAGCAACGAAAUGACGCUAUUACCUAUUUUACUUACAGAAGUAUUUCUGGGCACUGGGAACUGUUCUUCCAAAAUCAUUCACGGGAGCUUUUUCCUCCAAUAGCGGCCUCGAUGUUCGUGAAGUUUAAGCGAAAUCUGUAAGAGCGUUAUCGAGAUAUUUUGGGAUAAAGAUUUUAUGGUUAGAAAUACGGUAAAAAAUGGAUAAUCUUGAUGUUCGGCUGUUAUCUGUAGAAAAUGAAGCGCUUUUUACAUGCAAUUUCACCUCAUAGUAGUUUCAAUCUUUUUAAAAACGUGUGUGAAAGACCGCGGAGAUAUCUCCAGCCGAUUGUUAGAAAGAAGGAUUUGAUUGGUAUGUUUCGAGGCGCUUUUGUUAGCGGUUUUUGAACAUUUUGGUCUACUUUAACAAAUUAGCGAAUAAUUUUUAAACCGCUCGAUAGAUUUUUAAAAAAAAUUAAUAUUCUUGAGAUUAACCUUCCUUUUAUAUGACCCUUUAGUUUCAAGGUGAUUGAUAUAUUGUAAGGCAGUAAAAUAAGGGCUAAAAUUCGCCAAUAUUUUGGCAGAAAUUUUGUGUUUACAAAUGUGAGCCUCUCAUUAUUCGGGGUAUUAUCUCCAAGGUUCAUAUUUUCGCGCAUAACAAUAGCUAGCAUUUUUGCAUAUGUCAAAUGCAUUGUUAGUUACUGUUGUUCACGUGAAAAUGAAACUUGGAGACAAUGCCUUGAAUAAUGAGAGGUUUUCACUUGUAAUAACGAAACUUCCGAUAGAAAAGUAACGAAUUGUAGCCCUUAUUUUACUGCCUUACAAUGUAUCAAUAAUCUUGAAACUAAAAGGUCGUGUAAAAGAAAGGUUAAUCUCAAGAAUCUUAAGUUUUAAAAAAACUCUAUCGAGCGGUUUAAAAAUUAUUCCCUAAUUUGUUUAAGAAGACCAAAAUGUUUACAAAACCGCUAACAAGAGCGCUUCGAUACAUACUAAUAAAACCCUUCUUUCUAGCAAUCGGUUGGAGCUAUCUCCAUGAUCUUUCACACACGUUUUUAAAAAGAUUGAAACUACUAUGAGGUUAAAUUGCAUGUAAAAAGCGCUUCAUUUUCUACAGAUAACGGCCAAACAACAAUAUUGUCCAUUUUUUACUGUGUUUCUAACCAUUAAAACUUCAUCCCAAAAUAUCUCGAUAACGCUCUUACAGGUUUCGCUUAAACUUUACGAACGUCGAGGCCGCUAUUGAAGGAAAACGCUCCCGUGAACGAUUUUGGAAGAACAGUUCUCAGUGCUGAGAUAUACUGCUGCAAGUAAAAUUGGUGAUAGCGUCAUUUCGUUGCUAUGACAACUCCGAUGCCGUUGUAAUCCUGAUCAUAACAAAUUUUCAUCUUUAUCUAAUACAACUGUGGUGGCAAUUUUUCCAAAACUUUGUUUAUGGCGACGUAGUUUAUCCUCAAACUUGGGAGGUAUUGGCCUUGAAAAACUGUAUCGAGCCACCUUAAAUCGAUGUCAAGCAAACGACUCUUCUAGGGCCUCUAGUUGAUACUUUGUGUUUGCCUAAUUGUCCAAUCUAAUUCAAAAUCUGGACAAAGAGUGUUGGUUUCGCUUUUCGUGUCUUGACAGUGGAGUGCAGUUUCCCCAAAGAAUAAAACAUUAUAUAUCAAUGCCACUAUGCAAAUAUAUCCACUGCGUUCAUUACACAGGAUAUUUUCCCUGACAAAGCCACUGAAAGAAAGAUCCUCUCCCUUUGUAUAAAAUGCUCAAGUACUGGAUGUGAAUGGACUGGAGAACUGAGGGAAAAGGAGGUGAUAUUCAACUACAGCUAGCUUCUCACUUACGCAAGGGAAGUUAACACUGAUGCCUUCAAUUAUCUAUCUGACUAGAAUACAGUGGAACCUCUAUUCAGGGGACACCCUCGGGACCGAACAAGUGUCCCUUGAAUAAAGGCGUCUCCUGAAUAGAGGUUGGGUUACCGUGGGUCUUGUUAUUAAUUAACCAGCAAAGACAAUUUUUGAAAGAAUCGUCAUUCACUUAUCUCUGUGACGUUAUUUGUUGAGCACACACACGUACAACACACCCAUUUGAGUGAGAUAAUUAUAUAAUUCAGUUUGCGAAAGCUGCCAUCAUUGGGAUUGGUGUACACUUAAAGAUUAUAACCCUCUUUGUGGUCAGUCACUUUUUGAGUGCUAAGGUUCCCCCUGAAUGGAGGUUUAAUCCGGGUUUCGGGAAUCAGAAAAGUGUCCCUCUCCCCUGAAUAGAGGUGUGUCAAUAGAGGUAACAGAUACAAAGUUAAUUUGGACGUUUUUCUGGGACCAAAAUUUGUGUCCCUUUAAUGGAGGUGUUCCUUAAAUAGAGGUAACAGAUACAAAGGUUAUGUGGACGCUUUUCUGAGAGCAAAUCUUGUGUCCUUUGAAUGGAGAAGGUGUCGCAAAGGAGAGGUUCCAAUGUACCAAUGUGCAAUAUACCGAUAUAUCAGUAAAGAAAUACUGAAAAUAGAGUACCAGGACUGAUUGGGGAAAGUAUAUGGCAAUGUAGUAGCAUGAUUGAUGCAGCGGUCGAGGAGGUAGCGAGAAUAUAUGUAGAAUGGGGAUGAAAAGAAAUCUGCAAGAGUUGUAUUUUCUCAUGGCCAGUGUCUUUCAUCACUGCAUUUGAAGCUCCAACCACUUACAAGACCAUUUUCCUGUUGCUCUACAACAAUCAUCAAAUUCUCUAGUUUCUCCAUGACCAUCAUCAGUAUGUUGACCUUCUUCACCAUCACACCGUUUUUAUGUCCCAGUAAUGUUGGACCUCCACCAAAAGACCUUUUGAGCUUGUGUGUUUUAUUUUCAAAUACACACUAUGUGAUGUUAUACAUACAUAUGCACAUUUGUAAAAGAAACUGUUCUUUGGGGUAAAAUCACAUAGUAUGGAAUGGGAAUACAAAAAAUACAAGCUAGUCAAGCUAAAAAGGUCUAUUGAUCCCAAACUGGCCUAGCAAGUUUGCGAGAUUGCACCUAUGAUUACUGCUACAGUCAAACGAAUAUCUAUGUUUGGUUUUUAUCAGGAUCACCUAUUAUCUUGCUCUUUCAAACUUAUAUCUUGCCCAAAUGGGAACUGUGUUGUAAAAACAACCAGACAAAAAUUGGAUGAACACGUGGCCACCGUGUGUGAGUGGAGGAUGGUGACCUGUGAUCACUGUAGUGAGCCACAUCCAAAGUGUUUGCUCCAAGUAAGUUUUAAUGAUAAACAGUUUGCGCAUAUGCAUUGUAUUGACAAGUCUGUAGAUAAAACCUAGUCUUAAUAAAAACGGCUACCUUGUACAUAACGCUACAAUAUAAACCACAAUUUAUAGCCCUUUCUUCUGUAUAAUAUUGGUACAUAUGGUUUGUUAGCAUGGGCAGGUCUUUAUGUUAGUUGAGAUGGGCGUAGCCAGCCAUAUUUUCUUAUUAAACCCGAGUUGUAGAAGUCCUCAAAGGGCGGGAAAGGGGAGUGAGGACUUAGUGGAAAGGCAAAUUAGCGCUGACCUAUAAACAAAUACAUCACAGUUACUUUUUGCUAUAUGGUCAUAGUGGAAGAAUAUCUGACCGCAAUAAACGUUUUUGAAUUCUAUGGCUACUUUGAACAUAAUUCAAAAUGGUGGUUAAUUCCAUGAAGUUAGUCCCAGCGAAAAACAAAAAUAAACAAUACUGAAAAAAACGGUUUAAACGGUGUUGGUUUAAGAGCUGAGACCCUCCAAAAUUACUAGCUAGGUUUUAAACUACAAUUACCUAAUGAUUCUACAGCUAAUUAAAGUAAAAAAGGGGACCCUUUAACGACAAUGUAUUUACUUGAAGACCAAGUAGAUACGUAGAAUUAGUGCCAAUUUUGCAUGCCCAUGACCACGACAGACAUUGGUACAUGUUUUAGAUGCAUUUUCACACCCUGUUAUCAAGCGAUUACUUGAGUUCAUUUUAACCCAAAUUUUAAUUUGUUAAUACCGGACUUAUGCGUAAAGGCAGCUACGCCCCUUGUUGGUGCCAGUAUGGGAGUCCUGCUUUAAGUUAUCGGAAUUCAGUGGUAGCAGAAACCCAUAAGGGGUUGAAACGUGUAACUCGCGUUCAAUGCUUGUGAAUAUUCAUUUUGACCAUAUUUGGAAAUCUUAGUGACGGAUAUCCAUUUUCAACAAAAUGGCUGCUGCGCGAUCACCAUGCAGAUGUUUUAAGACAAGAGUUCUUUUCAAGGUUAAAAAUACACCGUAAAAAGACAAAAAAUGGAAAGAGAAAGUUCAAAAGAAUGCUCAGAUUUCUUGUUGUUGAGAAAGGGAAGCUUUUCAUCAAGAAAUCGUCCUUCGAGGAAUUCAACCUUGUUUUCUUCACGGCGGAGCCCAUGGUCUGUUUUGAAAUGCAACCAAGUCAGCGAAGUUUUUGCUGAAUUUUCAGGUACAUUUUGCACUCUAUGGCCAAGAAAAUUGCGUUUUUGAAAGGAAAUUUAUGUAUUUUUAAAUGUUUCAUAGACGUUUUAUAAAUUUUUCUCUUCGGCGCUAAAAAAAAUUACAAAAUGUGCCCCAAUUUGAGAUGGAUUUUGUGUUGAAUUUUGCCAUGUGCUUAGCCGAUGUCACUUGCGUGAACGGAUCCACGAUCCAGAUAGUGUUUUCCGAAUUGCUUUAAAGGAUUAACUUUUUGGACUUUGAAUAAAAAUUAAAGAAACAGCUUCUCUGUCUAUUGUUUUGAGUAAGUUCAUUCAUAAAAUUAGCUGAAAACACGAUAGUGACUACAACAUCUAAGUUCAAAUAAUUUAAGCUUUUAAAAUGCUUCUCACAUUCAUUCUGAAGAUGUCAGGUUCAGGUUUUGAACACUUUCGAUACGCAGCUAAUGAAUUUUAUUCGAAAAUAUUUUUUACUGUUUAUUCUAGACUUUUAAUAUAAGAAUUUUAAAAGCCUGUUUGCAAUAUAAGUUUACUGGCAGAGGGUCAUCGAGGCAUCGUUUUUUGAAGUGACAACUUCAAGAAGUUGCGAGGACGUCAAUGGGUUUCAUAAUGUUAUGUUUGGCCCGCGUGGUAAGGCAAUAAUAUUCUGCUCUGUGUUUCGGUAAGAUUCCUGGUUUCAACCUUUGAAAGCUUUCUCUGCUUUCGCUAGUUUUUCCCCCGUUUGUCGGCCAUUCUUUUCAAGCGGGCGCGGGAACAUGAAGUAAAAUUACGUCACGUUGUUUACAGAGUUUGAUUGGUCAGUUAUCUCUUCUUCUCGUUCCAAAUAUGGUACUUUCGAAAAUGAAUAAUCACGAGCAUCGGACAAAGCAAACAUAUGAGAGUUACACGUUUCAACCCCUUAUGAGUUUCUGGUGGUAGUCAAAUACGUGAGAUAUAUUUAAAAAAUGGUUUGUAUCCAUAGGAACAUGUUGAUAAUUGCAAGAGGAAACCCGAGGAAUGCCUAAUCGGUUGCGGUGAAUUAGUUCCUAAGGAGGAGGUAUUGUGGGUUUGCAUAGGUUUUACUGCUCACAAUCAUCGUUCUUACACUUUGGUCCAAAAUAUUGGCGAACUUAGGGCGUGUUCGAUUUACUGUAUUCCGGAAUAAGAAUUAAUGAAAUUUACUCAAGAAAUCACUUAUUUUAAUUUGUCAUUCAUUGUACUGCAAUAUUUAGAUAUCUGCUAAAAUAAAUAAUUCCGAUGAAAGAAGCCUAUGUAUGGUCCAAAAAUCACAGUAAAAGAGAUUUGUAACAAAACUGUCGAGUAUUCUUAUUCUGGAAUACUAACACUCGAACGUACCCUUUAAAGUUAGUUAUCCCAUUGUCUACAUGUCUACAUGGUAAUUUGCCCUCAUGCGUUGACUGUUUCAAGGUAAAGGUUCGUUUGACUUCUGCAAAUGCAAUCGAGAAAUAAAUAUGGUUUAUAUACACUGCACGCACAAAAAUAUAAAAAAAGUAAUAAUGCCGCCACUUUUUUUCGAAUAGAAAAGUACUCGGUUUCCUAUUUCACUGCUAGACGAUUGUUAUCUUUGUUCUAUAGAGAUGCUUACGGCAGUCACAAAAUAAGCAACAUAUUGUCACACUAAUGCCUCUAAAGACCAUGCAGUAUACUUUGUGGGAUUUGUUGUUUUUUCUCUUUAAUAUUUUCAUAUCAAGAGAGAUCUUUGAUUACUACUUAGGCACCACAUUAUUCAGGAGGUUCUGCGAUCCGCCCUCUUUACAACUUCUGUUUCGAUUUAAUUCAUCUUCAUAGAGGCGAAUAUAUCGCUGUACACUAGGUGUUUUCAGUCGUUUUCCUUAUUAUUUUGAUAUUCUGUAUGUACUGAAGGUACUAAGACCAGCCUAUUGGCCAUUGUCGUUUUAGAUUGCAGCUCAUAUUGACAACAAAUGUCCGCUGACAUUGACCUCCUGUCCAUAUUCUCAGAUCGGAUGCGAUACAAAGGUAAACUGUCAGUAAUGUGUGUCUUGUCACCGCAAAGUCAGUGCCCAGUUUUGAUAAAAAGUUAGAGUAAACAGUUGUACAACGUUCCCUUUUCAUUGAAAGCAUAGUUAGUAGAGGAGACUGGUUAAGAAAGCCGGCAAACAUCAAUGUUGAAAACAAUUGUACCGUAGUUUAUGUUGGAAGCUCCCUGACCGUGCAAUAUCCUUUGUGUUUUGUUCACAAAUUGUGACUGAGUGAAUUAAUGCGAUAUUUCUAUUCGUCAGUAAGUUCAAAAUGAUAAGGAUGCUGUUGAACGUUGUGCACGGUCAGGUUCAAAAAAGGCAUCAAAAAGAUAAAACAAAGAAGUCUGACGGGUUUCAUAACCAUUCCACUUCAAUAACUAUGAUUGAAAGGGAUUUCUGAAGAUAGCGUGCUUGAGGAAUCUAACAUAAAGCCGUGAGAAAAUCGUUUAUAAAUGCACCCGAUUUUGGGGUUGUGUCAGACAUAUUUCGUGCUGACUGAUAAUCAAACGUUAUUGUUUCCAGGUUUUUUUGCAUCGACGAAAGUACAUUGAAACUGGCCUGGGUUUUCUUAAUGUUAUCAUUCUAGCAUAUGAAAACGGUUGAAAGGUAUCUUUGGCGAAGGACAGGCAAAAUAGAAUAAACCACUUCCGCAAUCCCCCGAGACUCUGUAUCAAAACGAGGUUAACUGCUCAGCCUUUUAUAUGGAAAUGAUUUUUCAUUUUCAUGUAAAUAAAACUUAUUUUCUCAAGAAAGGUUGUGCACUUGGCAUCAAUUUGAAAGUGAGGGUUUUUGGAACUCGGAAGUGGCCUAUUAGACUGGAAUUUGCCGAAAAAGGGGGUGGGGUCGGGGGUUGGACGGGCGGCCGUUGUGUUUUUCAAGACAAAUUACUCAAAACUAUUGGUUAUAGGGCAUAAAAAAAAUCACAAAGCAAUAUAAAAUAGCAAAAUAAUGACUGGAAGUUUUAUUUUUUCUGGCGCAGAUUCAGCGAAAAGAAGUGGGAGAUCACCUUCAGACAUCAACGACACUUCACAUCGAGUUAACGCUUAAAAAUCUAAAAUCAGCAACAGAAAAACUCGACUCUCUUCAGAAACAGGUACAAGAACUGACAGUUGCCAAUUCUACCCUAAGGAGGAAAGUGGAUGAACAAAGCAAGACAAUUGCGCGAUUGAAUGAAGAAUCCUCGUCCUUCGUGUGGAGGGUGACUGGAUUUUGGGAGAUCUUGAGACAAGCAAAGAACGAAUGCAAUAAAAGGAUAAAAAGUGUGCCUUUCUAUGCAGGAAGACAAGGUUAUAAGCUAAGACUUUGUAUUGAGCCAGAUGGUGAUAAGUCAAAGAGACACAGAUAUCUUUCAAUAUAUGUUCUUCUCAUGAAAAGCGGUUUCGACGGUAUACUGCCUUGGCCUUUUCGUCAAAAAGUCACAUUUACGUUAAUAGACCAAAAAGAUCAACUUUCUAGUAGGUCUAACGUUGUUAGCUCUUUAAAUGUCACUUUUUUAACUGGGAGGCCCGUCGCUGACGAGGUGGAUGAAUCACAGGGGAUAGCAAGAUUUAUUUCUCACACGAACUUGAGUGAGCCUUGCUACGUUGUUAAUGGCACGCUUUUUGUUCAUGUUAAGGUUGAUCCUAUCGAUUCUGAAUAG